Tinamus guttatus (white-throated tinamou) is the source of this 783-nucleotide messenger RNA. The record is from RefSeq and is a predicted model, not a curated record. NCBI's taxonomy places the organism in Eukaryota, Metazoa, Chordata, Aves, Tinamiformes, Tinamidae.
UGCGUGGGCAGCGCCCGCGGCCGCCUCGAGUUCCUGGAGAUCGGGGGCGGCGAGUCCCUGCGUUCCUACUGGAGCGUCUACCUGCCCAAAGUGCCCCUGCUCGUCUACGUGGUGGACGCGGCCGAUCACGCCCGGCUGCCGCUGGCAAAGCAGCUGCUUCAUCAGCUGCUCCAGGAGGACUCCUCGCUGCCCGUCGUGGUGCUCGCCAACAAGCAGGUACAAGCUCCCCCCUUUGAAUCCUGGCCCCUCGGCCCUUUCCAGAGGCUCCGAGAACUCGCAGAACCCAAGAAAGUCUUUUGUGCCAAUGAUCCCGGGCUCAGGUGGGGAAACCAGGAGCCCAUCUGGAGUCUCUCGCCUGCUGCGCUUGCUGCCCGGCCAUCCCCAAGGACGGUGGCCCUGGCCCAGCCCAAGCGGGAUUUCGAUGGCAGACCCCAGCGCAGAGGGAUGCAGGGGCUGCUGGACAAGGUGGCCGAGGGGAGGCAGAGCCCGAAGGUGUCUCAGGCCGCUCAGCAGGCAGUGGCGAGUCCCCGUGUCCUGGAGCUGGCUGCGGCCAGGAGCCUGCUUCCCGACUACAUGCCCCUGCGGGAUGCCGAGUGGCCCGUGUGCAAGGCAGCGACGCACGCGGUGCCCUCGCCGCGGCUCGUGGAGCUGGCCCAGCCUCGCAAGCGGCUCUCCAUGGACUUGACUCAGUUCAACCCCGAGGCGUUUGUGGUGAAGGAGUCCGCGAUGAAGGCCGUGUGCUCCGCUCGCCUCCAAGACCUUGCGCGCCCCGUUAAGCACUGA